This is a messenger RNA of Manduca sexta (tobacco hornworm), 432 nucleotides long. RefSeq lists its product as uncharacterized. The coding region runs from base 63 to 395 and encodes 110 amino acids. The transcript has 2 exons. The record is from RefSeq and is a predicted model, not a curated record. NCBI's taxonomy places the organism in Eukaryota, Metazoa, Arthropoda, Insecta, Lepidoptera, Sphingidae.
UUAACCACUCCUACGUGCCUACUCAAUUAAGACUACUGGAAGCAGAAGAGAGUAUAGUCAGAAUGAAGCUAUACAUCCUGGGAAUGCUGUUAGCCGUUGUGGUGGUGACGGAGUGUGGACACACAUUUAUGGGGACGAACGUCAUGCGGCGGCAGGCGCACCACGCCACAGUCAAGUUUGGCGCCAAUAUGUUUACCAAGCGGAUCGAGUAUGUCAACUACACGAUGCCUUACAGCAACAACCAGAGCAUUCAGGGUAUCCUAGCCUAUGACUUGACCAACAGUGGGGCCUCGGCCAACGUGACCAGCGGCGGCCUGGGCUACAACCACGUCACCCUGCGCUUGAAAAGCGACCGCAGCAAGAAACUGCAGUAUGACAUCUAUAUUUAUGUUUAAAAUGAUUUGAAAAUUAAUUAUAUUUUAUUUAUCCUUA